GCGUAGGUAAGGCGGCCAACGUGCUGGUGGGCAAGGCCCUGGGCACGAACGGCACGAGUCCAAGCAACCAAACCCUGGGUUCGGUGUGUCAUCCGGCGCAGACGACAGAGGCCAUUGUGCUCUUCACCAUUGCAGCACUGGGGAUGGGCGCUAACAUGUUCCUGAUGCUGCUCAUCGUGUUCAAGAGACCACUACGACGGUGGUCACAAGGCCUUCUCUUCCACCAAGGCCUCGUCGACUGCGGCAGGGCCAGUUUGCUUUUGCUCCUAGGAGUAGGUGUGCUUUUCUGCCAGCGCCUUCCCAAAUGCAACAUCAUCGAGACUGCCUUCUUAUUGUUGGUGACUGUGUCCACGGUCAAUAUGCUCACUUCUGUUAUCAACGACGCUUCCCUGCUGCCUGACCAAGAUUUUCAGCAUCCUCCUCAACAAACCAGCCCCCACCACCAUCACUACCAUCACCAGAACCCACUGCACCCAAACCAGGAUACAGUUGGGACUCCUUCUUCCGUGUCCUUGGAUUCACCCCAGUGCAUCGUGUUCGGCUUAUUCAUCAUAUGGUUUGCCAGUUUCACGAUUAAUCUGGGGCCCACCCUGCUCAGCGGGGCCCUAACCAGUUCGAGGGAUACCGCCGGCCACGUGGAUGCUUGUCCCAUGGUUUACGGCCCCGUUAGGCAUUACGUGCUCAAUGUCCUAUGGGUUACGGUGAAUGUGAUGUGCGUUGCAUUAACCGGGGUGCAUCUCCGAAAGCUCUAUAGAGACUUAACAAGGUCCAAUUUGGAAGCCGUGAGGAUAGCGGGUCUGGUGACGACUAUGAUAUCCGUGAGGUCGGGACCCCACGACUCUUCGUGUAACGAGUCUCAGCAGAUUCAAAGCUAUAUCCACCGCCUGGAACAAGAAGGUAUCAGGCGUGUGAAAAGCUUCGCUAUCAUUCUAGCCGCUUACAUUUUAUUUUGGGGCCCCUUGUUCACCCUGACACUUAUCCAGCCUGGAAGACCAGGUUACGCCAUCACCUACGAAAUCACCUUGCACGUCGCCUUUGUACAUGCCUUCGUUAACCCCACCCUGCUGCUGAUGCUGCACAGGGACCUCCGGAAUGUGGCUGCUGACUUCCCAUGCUGUGGAAGUUCAUGGGGAAGUCCUAGCGACUGUGGUAGCGGAAGUGCAAUCACCCGAAGGCCAGGUACUUCUUCAGAAAUAGCUCGAGCUUGCCGACUCAACAGAGGCUACAUGGAAACGACCAUCUGACAACAACUGCAAGCACGGGACGAUAUCACCGUGUUCUCCGCAACCCACUUCGAUGAAGCAGCCCCACCGGCUGUCCCUCCGCCGCCUCCACCCCGUUCCAGCGGCAAUUCGCCCGCAUCUUACCACCACAAAACCCAUGAUGACCACCAAGUUCUGCCUGCUGAACACCUUCUAAGACCACAAGAAGCUGACGAUGAAGAUACGGGGAGUAGCCUUGGCCCAGAAGGACAAAUUCAAUCCUACCAGAUCUUGCAAUGGGAAGAGCGACCUCCUGAUUACGUGACGAAUAGUAAACAUGGCUCGAAUGGAGAUAUGUCCGCUAUAAUUAUGCACUAAAGAUCUAUUUAACCUGUAUUACUUAAUGUGAUUUCAUAUAAUGUGAUUUCUGAUGCUAAAAAGAUCACUGGAAGGUUAAAAGGACUGGAAUGCCUAGUUAGGAUUUAUUAUCAGAAAUAACUGAAGGAACUUUGAUGAUAUAAUCUAAACAUUGCGGACUUGCACGAAUAUGGUAAGUAUGAUUAAACCGUAGCAAAUAAUGAAAUGCUUAAAACUAACGUGUAUUAUAGAGCAGCUAUGCAAAAACUAUUAUGAAAACUUCAUGAUUAGUAAAAGGAGCUGUAAUUUUAAAGCAAGAAAAAUUAAACAUGAGGCACAGUCUUAUUUACCGUGUAGUUACACACUUUCCAUAGCAAUUUUAUGCAUUACUUACGUUUAGCAGCUAGACAUUACAUUAAAAUAAAUAUAUCUAUGCAGACUUUCAGGGCUCUAGUCACAUCAAAUUAUACAGUAAAGCUUUCAAAAAGAGUAUUUAAAAGUUUUUUUCAGACCUUCCUUGUAAGAAGUUCAUCAAAGCAGCUUGCAGAUUUAAAUCACAGAACGUUUCCUUUCAAAUUACAACAUUUUGUACAUUUCGUUCAGACAAAUGCAUGCUAUGUAAAAAUAUCCUCUGUUAUUAAAAUUUUCAAAAGUGAAAAAUAAAAAACCUUUUUCAAAACAAA
Stegodyphus dumicola is the source of this 2242-nucleotide messenger RNA. RefSeq lists its product as uncharacterized. NCBI's taxonomy places the organism in Eukaryota, Metazoa, Arthropoda, Arachnida, Araneae, Eresidae. Gene Ontology annotation, molecular function: G protein-coupled receptor activity. Gene Ontology annotation, cellular component: membrane. The record is from RefSeq and is a predicted model, not a curated record. Gene Ontology annotation, biological process: G protein-coupled receptor signaling pathway.